AUGGCAGGCGAACUUCAUUCGCAAGCAUCGCAUUCGCAACUGCUUCUCGCCCAGAAAUUCAGACCAGCCCCGGCCAAUGUCGUGCAUGUUGAAUGGGUAGCUCGGCUGUUAGACAUGGUCUUCGGACGUGACCAAAGAGAUUGGGGCAACAAGCGGUUACUGCAGAAUCUGUCAGAAUCUGUCAGUCGGUCAUUGCCCUUGAUUGAAGAGGACUCGGUUAAAGAGGAGAUUGCCGGUCUUUGA
Molecule: messenger RNA, 243 nt
Organism: Fonsecaea multimorphosa CBS 102226
Lineage: Eukaryota; Fungi; Ascomycota; Eurotiomycetes; Chaetothyriales; Herpotrichiellaceae
Exons: 1
Coding region: 1-243 (80 amino acids)
Source: RefSeq, a predicted model, not a curated record